AUGAAUUAUCAAUUAAAUUUGUUUUUCGAGCUGAAUAAUAUCACUUUUCAUUUAAUCUAGGAAUCUAAAGUUUUUAUAGAACAAAAGAAUUCACAAUCUGGUAUGGAUUAAUCAAAACAGAAAAUAUUUUAAAUACUUAAGAAAUUAUAUUAAUAACUGAGGAGAUCUUAAAUUGGUUGCCUCUUUUAACUUACUGUCUUUAAGAUACAUGACAUAAAUGUGGAAUACUUACAUUAGACCACAUAUUUAAUAUUACUCCCCUGCACUGCACAAUUAGGAUAAGGUUUCGGAGAAAUUAAAAGAUUAGUCUCUUAAAUUAACUCUUGGACCUAUAUCUUUAUCCAAUAAAAUUAUUUGAUAACCCAUUAAAUUAUUCGAUUUUCAAAUCCUUUUUUUAAUUAAUUAAUAUAAUAUUAGGGAAUCAUAAGAAAUGGUAAUCCUUAUAAGACAUUUUUAAGUCAAUAAAAUGAAGAAUUUAAAUCAGUUAAAACGAAGCGAUUGCAAAUUUUAUACUUUCCAGAUUAUGGAUAUCUAGAAAGUUUUAAGUAUAAUUAGUUAUAAUUUAAGUCUUGUUAAAAGGUCUAAAAUAGAAGUUUGA
Molecule: messenger RNA, 598 nt
Organism: Paramecium primaurelia
Lineage: Eukaryota; Ciliophora; Oligohymenophorea; Peniculida; Parameciidae
Source: the annotation of a GenBank genome assembly